CCGUGUUCAGUAGCCCACACAGUGUGAGUUGCCGCCCUUGCUUGAGUCAUCGUUACUGCGUGUGUCGUGCCCCUGAAUGGCAGCCUCUGUCAAUAAAUUCUCCCCGCUCCUGCUUGUUUCAUCUGCAUUGCACGCGACAUCAAGCUUACAUCUGCGCCUGCCUCAGACAUCCCGUAUAUCCCAACAACUAGCGCGCAAUCCAUAUCUUUUUUCGAACAAUCUGACAACAACCGCAACCAUGACGCACCGCGACCGCGCACCGUUCGUCGCUCAGGAUCCAAAGGAAAUCACAAACCUCAUCCACUCACUGCAGGCGCAUGAGGGCAAGAAGGGGAAGGGUGGCUUCUCCGUCAAGAAGCACACAUUCACUCUGCCCAGUGGCCGGACAGUUGACUCCUGGAAGAUGAACGACUGGGACUACAAGAAGGAGCACCUCCCCACGUACGCACGAGGCCUCUUCACAUACAAGAACCUUGAUGGACAGCACGAGAUUGCUGUCAGAGGGUACGACAAGUUCUUCAACCACGGUGAGGUCACGAAGACAGAGUGGAGGAACGUCGAGCAGAACACAAGAGGGCCAUAUGAGCUGAGUGUAAAAGAGAAUGGAUGCAUCAUCUUCGUCUCUGGUCUCGAUGAUGACACCCUACUGGUCUGCAGCAAGCACUCCACAGGCGCACGUGGUGACGUCGAGCUCAGCCAUGCGAUGGCAGGUGAGCGUUGGGUAGAGAGGCACAUCGCGACAGUCGGGAAAAGGAAGGAGGAUCUUGCGCGGACAUUGCGGGCAAUGAACGCGACGUUGGUGGCCGAGCUGUGUGACGACGAAUUCGAAGAGCACGUUCUUGCAUACACACCCGAUCAGGCUGGCCUGUACGUCCACGGCAUCAACCUCAACCUGCCCGAGUUUGCGACAUAUCCUGGGCAUUUGGUCGACAAGUUUGCAGACGAGUGGGGUAUGAAGAAGGUCGUCUAUGUCAUGGAGGACGACAUCACCGAGGUCAAGACAUUCCUGGACAAGGUCGCCGAGACUGGAAACUACAACGGACGCGACACCGAAGGCUUUGUCAUUCGAUGCCAGGCACGAGCAACUGAUGGUGCGCCGUACGAGGAUUGGUUCUUCAAGUACAAGUUCGAGGAACCAUAUCUCAUGUACAGGCAGUGGCGUGAGUGCACCAAAGCCAUGAUUGCUGGCAAGCCUCCACGCUACAAGAAGCACAAGGCCAUCACCGAGGAGUACUGCGAUUUCGCGCGCAAGAAGUUCGUGCAGAACCCUGGGCUCGCAAAGGCCUACAACCAGAACCACGGUAUCAUCAAGCUGCGCGAUGAGUUCCUGGCUUUCCGCGGCACGACUGGCGCGGAGAUUAUACAGCAGGAACUGAACGCCGGUGCACAGGAGAGCAAGUCGGUGAACAGGAACAUCGUUCUCGUCCCUAUCGCAACCAUUGGCUGUGGUAAGACGACCGUUGCCCUUGCACUGGUGAAGCUGUUUGGAUGGGGCCACUUCCAGAACGAUAACGUCAAGGCAAAGAAGGGGCGAGGCCAGGUCUUCGCCGACACCAUCUCAUCAAUGCUCAUCACCAACCCUGUCGUCAUUGCUGAUCGCAACAACCAUCAGAAGCGCGAGCGAGACCAGAUCAUCAACGACAUCUCACGAUCUGUGAAGGAUGCUCGCUUUGUCGCGCUGCACUAUGUGCAUGAGCGAUCCAACUACGACGCCAUCCGGGAUGCGACACGAAAGCGUGUGCUUGAUCGCGGCGACAACCAUCAGACAAUCCAGGCUGGUUCCAAGGGAUCGGGUGAGAUCAUCGAGAUCAUGGAGGGCUUCAUGCACCGCUUCCAGCCUCUCGACCCCUCAGAAGCUCCUGAUGACCUUUUCGACCUUGUUGUCAACAUCGACCCUGUCCUUGACUCACGCCAGAACCUCGAGACAAUCAUCAGCAAGAUGGCUGAGACAUACCCUGCGCUGUUCGAAGGUAGAGACAUGCCUACUGACACCGACAUGGACGAAGCGAUUCAGUGGGCCCUGAACGACUACACACCUGACUUCAAGAUGGAUCUGUCACGAGGCGGGAAGGCCGGCCCGAAGAACCAGCAGUACAACAACAACCAGAUUCUUCAGAACAUACAGAAGAGCCAGGGUGGAGAUGCGAAUGGAAGGAAACAGUCACAGGGCGAGGCCAAGCCUAAGAAGGCACCGCGCAUGGAGUACUUCUCUGUUAAGCUGGACACUGCUCGUGUCAAUUCCAUCCUCAAUGCUAUGUUCAACGGCAAGGACCCUGAAACUGCGCAUCUCUACAACCACCUGAAGCAGCAGCGCCGCAUCCAGAACGAAUUCCAUGUCACACUCAUCCACCGCGCUUCAGCAGCUCAGAGCCAGCCAUACUGGGACAAGCUAAUCAAGCUCAACGACACCGUACAGGCCACAGCCGAGAACGGAGGUGCCUGGGAACCUGAGUUGGGCAAGUGCGGCGUACUCAUGGAGCGCUUGAUCUGGGACGACCGCAUUAUGUGCUUCGUGGUGCGUCUCAAUGGCUCCAGCACGCUUCAGGUCGAGAGCGAGGCCGGCACGACGACCGAAGAGCUGAUUUUCGAGACUGUCAACCCGAUUGCGCACGUCACUGUGGGCACGGCGAAUCAGAGCAUCAAGCCCAAGGAGAGCAAUGACUUGCUGCAGAGAUGGCUGAACGAGGGCUCCGGUGCUGCAACGGGCAUUGGCGAGCUUACGGUCAAGGGCAAUGUGGUGCUUGAUGGCAGUGUGCGAGGUGUGCUGGGACGAUUGUAGGACGGUCGUGCGAUAUGAAGGGUUCACGCAAGCGGUAUCUGGCACGGUCGGCACUGGCUUUGAGAGCGUAAGACAUCCAAAGACAUCCGAACCGGCGAUGACAGGAUAUGGGAAAGGGUCACGGGGAAGAUUGGAAGUCUGAUCGGCUUCAAAAGUACGACAGCAUGCAUGGCGUUUAGCGGUAGCAUCUCAGCUCUUGCGUUCCAGAGCGAGCCGAAGAGUAGUGCAUUUAACGAAGCAUAGUAGACUUUCUGAAGACAAUCAUCGAUAUAUGAAUGGACGAACGACCAUGAU
Messenger RNA from Macroventuria anomochaeta, 3073 nucleotides. Its product is annotated as tRNA ligase-like protein. Gene Ontology annotation, cellular component: nuclear inner membrane. The transcript has a single exon. Lineage: Eukaryota; Fungi; Ascomycota; Dothideomycetes; Pleosporales; Didymellaceae. Bases 77 to 2779 code for a protein of 900 amino acids. Gene Ontology annotation, biological process: tRNA splicing, via endonucleolytic cleavage and ligation. The record is from RefSeq and is a predicted model, not a curated record. Gene Ontology annotation, molecular function: RNA ligase (ATP) activity; ATP binding.